Solea solea (common sole) is the source of this 1158-nucleotide messenger RNA. RefSeq names its product mitochondrial ribosomal protein L4 (gene mrpl4). The transcript has 9 exons. Gene Ontology annotation, molecular function: structural constituent of ribosome. Gene Ontology annotation, biological process: translation. Gene Ontology annotation, cellular component: ribosome. NCBI's taxonomy places the organism in Eukaryota, Metazoa, Chordata, Actinopteri, Pleuronectiformes, Soleidae. The record is from RefSeq and is a predicted model, not a curated record. The coding region runs from base 158 to 1066 and encodes 302 amino acids.
CCCAUGCGCCAGCAGCAACAGCAGCACGACGCGACCUCUGCCGCUGUCUCCAGCGAGGGGAACAAACAGCGACUUAAAUAAACUGCGUUUAUGUUUAUUUGUGAAUGAUUUUAGGAGCAGAAUACGUUUUGGAAGCUGGGGAACAAAGAUAACAGAGAUGCUGCGCCUGUCGCUGGUGGUUUGUAGCAGAGGAGUCGCUAAAAGGUUUUCCUCGUCGUUCUCCGGUCUGAACUCGCUACCUCCAAAUUUACUGCUGCCCUCCAACCUUGUUGAUCCUGCCAGAUUAAAGCGUUCACCUCCACCUGCAGACUGCUCCCUGCCCCUUCUGAGGAAGUGCGAUGCUGUCGUUCCUGCUCACCUGAGCCCUGUCCACACGUGGGUGGAGUCUCUGCAGAGCCCAGACAGUGAGCCCUUAGGCUUGGCUCAGCUCCACCCUGACGUUUUCGCGGUGGCUCCGAGGCUUGACAUCCUUCAUAGCGUGGAAAAGUGGCAGAGAAAUUUCAAAAGAAUUAGCCACGCCCACACGAAGGUGAGGUCAGAGGUCAGAGGAGGAGGCAAGAAACCAUGGAGGCAGAAGGGAAGUGGAAGAGCUCGUCAUGGAAGCAUCCGGUCACCGAUAUGGAAAGGAGGUGGCGUGUCUCACGGACCCAGAGGACCCACCAGUUACUACUACAUGUUACCCAUGAAGCUUCGAGUACAAGGACUGAAGGUGGCGCUGAGCUCCAAGAUGGCACAGGACUACCUUUACAUCGUGGACUCCCUGGACAUCCCCACACCAGACUCCCAGUACCUACUGGACCUGAUAAAACACAAACACUGGGGAGAGUCUGUGUUAAUAGUUGAUGUAGGUGAAGAUUUCCCAGAAAACAUUCUUCAGGCCACAGCAAACCUGAAGACAGUGAACAUCAUUCCAGCCAUCGGUCUGAACGUCCACAGCAUGCUGAAACACGAGGCCAUCGUCCUCACACUGCAAACUGUCAGGUUUCUGGAGGAGAAGCUGCUCUGGCACGACGAGCGCUUCACGCCGCUCUACCCGUUUAAACUGCCCUACUCUGACUUCCCAUAGCAAACGUGAAAUGAAUUGACUCUAUUGUUUGAAAAAUGUGUUUAUUAAGUUCAGUAUCAAAAAAACUCAAAAAUAAAUAUUUAAAAAAAGUA